AUGGCAGACUCUGCGUCGUCGUUUUCUCUGACGGUCUUUUCAUCGUCGGGGAAGUUGAAUCAACUUGAGUAUGCACUAAAAGCGGUGCAAGCGGGUGCUACUGCGCUUGGUAUUCGCGCAAAAAACGGUUGCGUUAUCGCCACGGAGAAGCGACUGCCUUCGGCGCUCGCGGAUGCGCGAACCAUUCGAAAGGUAGAGGCAAUCACUGCCGAGAUUGGAGCGGUAUAUGCUGGAAUGGGACCAGAUUAUCGGAUCAUGGUCAAGAAAGCUCGCAACGCUGCACAGAAAUAUUAUCAAGUGUACCGCGAGUCGAUACCGGUUCACCAACUGGUUCGCGAGGUGGCCACUGUGAUGCAGGAGUUCACGCAGUCGGGCGGGGUGCGUCCCUUCGGCAUGAGCAUGCUGAUCGCCGGUCACGACGAGGAAGGCCCACAACUAGCUCAAGUGGAUCCUAGUGGUAGCUUCUUUUUCUGGAAAGCAACGGCGAUCGGCAAAAACAUGGUGAACGCGAAAACUUUUUUGGAAAAGCGCUAUCAGGACGACGUAGAGCUGGAGGAUGCGAUACACAUGGCGAUUCUCACUUUGAAAGAAGGAUUCGAUGGAAAAAUGAUGGAGCAUAACAUUGAGAUCGGCGUCGUUGGCGCUGAACGUCGUUUCCGGGCAUUGACACCCGCCGAGAUUCGUGACUACCUGGGCGAGGUCGAGUGA
Molecule: messenger RNA, 708 nt
Organism: Cyanidioschyzon merolae strain 10D
Lineage: Eukaryota; Rhodophyta; Bangiophyceae; Cyanidiales; Cyanidiaceae
Product: 20S core proteasome subunit alpha 2
Exons: 1
Coding region: 1-708 (235 amino acids)
Biological process (GO): ubiquitin-dependent protein catabolic process
Cellular component (GO): proteasome core complex, alpha-subunit complex; proteasome core complex
Source: RefSeq, a predicted model, not a curated record